AUGUCUUUUAAACCGAAUAUUAUAACGUGUGAUUCGCCUGACGAGUUGAGUUGUGUGGCAUGUAAAAAAAUACUUGACAUUGUCCACGCUGCGAAGCGCGAGAGCUGGCCACUUUCCAUCGCUCUUUCCGGUGGUUCAACGCCCAAGAUGUUGUACACCCGUUUACAUGACGAGCAGUUGCACCUGCUCAAGGAGGAGCGAGCGUUGCGCUUCUUCUUUGGCGAUGAACGGCUGGUGCCAGCCGAUGCUUCUGACUCGAACUACAACAUGGCAAGGCAGGCGCUUCUGCACGACAUUCCUGAAGAGCUUGUGGUGCCUGUGGAAGUGCGGUGUGUUGGAGGGGAAGCGUCGAAGGACGCCUGCGACGAUGCCAUGAAAGCGGCUGACGCGUAUGAAAGACAGAUUACCGCGCUCCUUGACCACAAAAAGGUGAAGGCAACGGGCACACGGGUCCCCAUUUUUGACAUUGUUCUCCUUGGCUUGGGCUCAGACGGGCACACCGCCUCCAUAUUCCCCGGCUCUCCGGCUGAGAACGAAGUGCAACACGCCGUAAGCGUGGGCUUCCCCAGCCCCACGAUGAGGCCAAAGGUCUGGCGAGUGACCUUGACGCCCACCACCAUCAUCCACGCACGUUAUGUUAUUCUGCUCGCGACAGGCGGAGAAAAAAAAUGGGUUAUGAACAGCAUCAUGUCAGACGCACCCACUGAAACGCCAGUCUCAAGGUUUCUGCGCAACUGCACAGGUGAUGUGACAUUUAUACUAGACAAGGAGAUAGCGGAGGACCUGCAGCGUUAA
Molecule: messenger RNA, 795 nt
Organism: Trypanosoma rangeli
Lineage: Eukaryota; Euglenozoa; Kinetoplastea; Trypanosomatida; Trypanosomatidae
Product: 6-phosphogluconolactonase
Exons: 1
Coding region: 1-795 (264 amino acids)
Biological process (GO): pentose-phosphate shunt; carbohydrate metabolic process
Molecular function (GO): 6-phosphogluconolactonase activity
Source: RefSeq, a predicted model, not a curated record